Paraphaeosphaeria sporulosa is the source of this 890-nucleotide messenger RNA. RefSeq lists its product as uncharacterized. The transcript has 2 exons. NCBI's taxonomy places the organism in Eukaryota, Fungi, Ascomycota, Dothideomycetes, Pleosporales, Didymosphaeriaceae. The record is from RefSeq and is a predicted model, not a curated record. The coding region runs from base 93 to 392 and encodes 99 amino acids.
ACACACCGUUGGCCAAUAAUUCUCCCUGAGCGACCGUCAGUCACAUCAUCACCACCUCUUCCCAACACCUUCUUCUCUAGUAUACCGCCACAAUGCCUCUUCGCGUGCCGACGGCUCGCUUAACCCCGCGACUCUAUUGUCGCACCUUCACCACGACGCCGCGCGCCUUCCUGAACGAGGUCGGCAACCGCUCUGGCGAACAACUCGAGCAAAAGAAGCAGGAGCAACUUAAGAAGCAGGAGGAGGGCGAGGGCCACUGGCAUGAAGAGCUGGCGUCACAGUCCGAGGCUAAGAUCGCAGCUGACAAGGAGCACGUGAAGGACCACGACAAACACAUGAGCGACCUGCAGAAAGAGACGGCCAAGAAGGGCGAGAAAGGUGAAUUGUCUUGAUUGUCAGCCAGCCCAAAGCGCGAGGAGUGUACAUGGUCAGGACCAUCUUUCAUGCGAAUCUUAGAAGCCACGUCAGCCAGCAUUGUUUCGAAUUUCAAAUUUGUCUACAGAGGCGACUUUCAUUUGCGUUCCUACUGCAGCUGCAGCGUGUCCCAGCAACACACGCGUCCUUGUAUGCAGGAGCUGCCGUCAGCACCGCCGACUUGAAACGCCUAUCAUUGCAGCGGAAUUAGGCGCGCCACACAGAGACUUGCCUUUCAUCCUUACUGGGUACCACGGCCUUGGUCUCUAGGCUGUCAGCACGUGUUUAGUCAGCCACGGUCCACUCGCGAACCCUAGUUCCUUCGUAAAACCCACAGCGGGUGCAGGGCUAUAUUGUCUGCCGGCCCACUGUACAUACGGUGCUUCGGCCCCUGCCUACGUGAGGAAGGUUAGUCGGAUAGGCUUCCGACCCGUUCGGGACGAGAGUGACCUCAUUUUCCUUGUACUUGUCUGAAU